Rotaria socialis is the source of this 1044-nucleotide messenger RNA. The record is from the annotation of a GenBank genome assembly. NCBI's taxonomy places the organism in Eukaryota, Metazoa, Rotifera, Eurotatoria, Philodinida, Philodinidae.
AUGAAUAAUUCAUUAUAUAAGUCCAAUAAUGAAAUUAUCGUGCCAACAAUGUCAAUAUUGGAACGAAAUUUUAAAUUCUUUGUUCUACUCAUUAUGCACAUGCCAUCGUUGUGUUGUUCAAUGUUUAUUUUAUACCAUUUCAGAUGGAAUCGUUUAGCGAAUCAAAUUCUAGGUGUACUUGUUACUGUCAAUCUUCUAACUAUUCUAUUCGAAUUACCAUUUACACUUAUUUAUUUACGCGAUGGGUUCGUACGUAAUCAAAAAAUAUGCCCUGGUUGGAUCUUAGUGAAUUAUUCCUUAUUUAUUUUGAGUAUAAUUUUGAUUGCAUGGGCAUCAAUUGAACGGUAUUUAUUCAUUUACAAUGAACAAUUAAUUAAACGUUGCCGAAUCUUAUUGCAUUAUAUUCCUAUUGGGUUUUUCAUUGUAUACACGCCUACAUUUUACACUGGUCUAGUGAUAUUUUAUCCUUGCGAACAAGCGUUCAAUCCAACUAAUUACAUUUGUGGUGGUCCAUGCUAUCUGUUUAGGAUAGUCCCAUGCAUGAUUGAUUGGGGUACUAAUGUCGUUCUCGUAUUGCUUGUUACAUGCUUUAUGAAUAGUUUUUUGAUUAUUUAUAAUGUGAAGCAAAGAUUUCGAAUGAGAGGAUCCAUCAUCACUGCAGACAAGAGUCAACAAUGGCGUCGUACAAUGAAAUUGAGCAUACAAUUAUUUUCUAUAUCCUCACUGUGCGUGAUUGGAUGGGUACCAUAUGGUGUUGUUUCAACGUUGCAAAUUUUUAGCAAUACAGACCUUUUGACUUUUCUUCUCUCGACAUUUUUUAUCUAUUUUCCCUAUGCACAAACAUCAUUUACACCUUAUGUUUGUUUAUUAUUUAUACCGGAAAUCAAAAAGAAAUUCAGAAGUACUUUACAAUCAUCCUGGUUUAUUAAACUGAUUUGCCAUAAAAAUCAAGUACAUGUGAGCAAUGAUGAACAACUUAAUACUUUAACUCGCUGUGAUACAAUGAUUCGAACUAAAAAAACUGUUCAAGCACAACCUUUAUAA